Eruca vesicaria subsp. sativa (arugula) is the source of this 552-nucleotide messenger RNA. Lineage: Eukaryota; Viridiplantae; Streptophyta; Magnoliopsida; Brassicales; Brassicaceae. The record is from the annotation of a GenBank genome assembly.
AUGGAAGAAGAAGAUUCAUGGCAGGAAGAUCAGUCCAUGCUUGAUGAGGAAAGUAGUUAUGAAGAUGACCAAAUGUCAAAUGAUGGUUCCAACACUGAUUUUGAAGAGGAUCCUUAUGAAGAAGAUCCUGAGCCAGUACCACCAGACCCAUACCAAGAUGAAGACAUCUCUACGAAUGAAGAUUGGGAUCAUGAAGCUGAUGAGGACACUCAGUCUCAAUAUGACGCCAAGGAGGACUCAUGGGAGGCUUUAACCCAUACUGAUCCUGAUCAAGACAUAGAAGAAAGGCCAUGGACUGAAGUGCCUUACUCUGAUCCUGAGGCAAGACAAGCACUGCCCUUUAAUUCUUACCACGAAAAUGGCUCAUGGUGGGAAGAAAUUGAUUCUCCAAUCAGUGAGGAUGAAGCAAGGGAGUAUGGCCACGAUUUUGAGGGCCAAAGAUCCCAAUAUGGCUUGACUGAAGAGGAGGAAGCCUUAAGUGAGACUGGAAGAAAUGUUCAAGAAAUCCAACUUGAUGGAGAUAGAUAUUUGGAAUAUAUCCAAAUAUCUUAA